Peronospora matthiolae is the source of this 2526-nucleotide messenger RNA. NCBI's taxonomy places the organism in Eukaryota, Oomycota, Peronosporomycetes, Peronosporales, Peronosporaceae. The record is from the annotation of a GenBank genome assembly.
AUGGCCGAAACGCAAACCGGAAAGCGCGUGAAGUACCUUCAAAGCGACAAUGGGGGUGAAUACAAGUCCGACAAGCUGGCACGAUUCUGCGCGGAACGGGGAAUACAACAAAGGUUCACACCCCCAUAUACUCCUCAGCUAAACGGAGUAGCUGAGAGAAUGAAUCGCACGCUGGUCGAGUGUGCGCGUUGCAUGAUGGAACACGCUGGACUGGGAAAGAGCUACUGGGGUGAAGCAGUGAUGACGGCGAUGUUUCUUCGAAACCGCUGUCCAACACGUGCCAUUCACCAAGACAAGUCUCCAUAUCAAGUGUGGACGAUGAAGAAACCGAUUCUGGCCAACCUUAAAGUGUUUGGAUGCCACGCGUAUGUUCAAGUGCCUCAAGACAAACGCGCGAAGUUCGACUCCAAGUCAUCACUCUGUCGUUUCCUGGGAUACGCCGAACACCAGAAGUCAUAUCGAUUUGAGGAAGUGUCAACAGGAGCGAUCAAGAUCAGUCGCGAUGCCACAUUCAUGGAAGACAAGUUUGAUGAAGGUCCGCGCAACUACAACGAUGAGUCAAGUGUCGUUGAGUUUGAUGAUCAUGAUGAGGACGAAGAAAAAGAAGAAGGUAAAACUGACGACGACAUGGACUCGAGCGACGAUGACAACGAAGACACCAGGUCUUCGAAGAGCAACAUCAAGAGACACACGCGCACUCAAUCACUUGAGAAAGCUACCGUCAUUCCAAGUCCCAAGCGAAGAACAUACAGAGGUCCGUCGCUUGAGCAUGUGUCGGCGGCUGCAAUGGAUUUUGAAGCAGCCUACAUCGUUGAUUCAGUGGGGGAAACGCCGACUACAUUCAAGUCGGCGAUGGAAUCAAGCGACUCCGGCAAGUGGAAAGAAGCGUGUGACUCGGAGUUCGAUUCGCUUCAGAGAAACGACACGUGGGAAAUCGUGCCUCUUCCGAAAGGUCGCAAGGCCAUCGGGUGCCGAUGGGUUUUUCGUGUAAAGGAGAAUCAAGAUGGCGAAGUUGAACGUUUCAAGGCAAGACUUGUGGCCAAAGGAUUCUCACAGAAAUUCGGAGUUGACUAUGAAGAAACUUUCGCACCGGUGGCCAAGUUCACAUCGAUUCGUGUGGUGCUCAGUAUGGCGGCCAAGUACGGCCUAAUGCUACAUCAGAUGGACGUCAAGACAGCGUUUCUUAACGGCUCCCUCAACGAAGACAUCUACAUGGACCAGCCGGACGGAUACCUGGAUGCAACACAGCCGGACUAUGUGUGCAAGCUAAAGAGAUCACUCUACGGCUUGAAGCAAUCGCCUCGCAUGUGGAACCAAACAAUCGAUGGGUUCAUGAUCAAGAUGGGAUUCAAGAAGUGCGAAUCGGACCACUGCAUCUACAUCAAGCGAGACGACCAAGACAUGAUUCUCGUGGUGCUCUACGUCGAUGAUCUCAUCCUGGCCAGCAGCAACAACGAACUCCUCAAGUCAACCAAGAUGGCGCUGAGCAAACGCUUCGAAAUGACGGAUCUCGGUGAGCUCGAUUACUUUCUCGGCAUGGAGAUCAAGAACGACCGUAAGACGGGAAUGGUGACUGUACAACAAACCAAGUUUCUCAAGUCCGUGUUAACCAAGUUCGGAAUGGAUAACAGCAAGCCAGUGAAGACGCCUCAAGAUCCCGGCCUGAAGCUAACCAAGAACAUGUGUGAACAAGAAUGCAAGCACGAAGACACCAUGUGCAACGUGCCAUAUCGAAGUGCUGUCGGAGGCAUCAUGUAUCUCAUGGUCGCCACACGUCCGGAUCUAGCUGCUGCAGUGGGAUCAUUAUCCCAGUUCUCGUCCGACCCAUGCCCGACUCACUGGCAAGCUUUGAAGCGUGUGCUGAGAUACCUGCAAGCAACGCCCAAUCAUGGUCUUGAGUUUACACGUGAAGAAGGAAGCCGUAUCUGCGGGUACACCGACGCAGACUGGGCCGGCGACAUUGAGUCAAGACGAAAUACAAGCGGCUAUGUGUUCAUGAUGAACGGAGGAUGCAUCAGCUGGAAAAGCCAGAAACAACGGACGGUCGCGCUAUCUUCAACAGAAGCAGAAUACAUGGCGCUUUCCGAGGCAACCAAAGAAGCAGUAUGGCUCAAAGUGCUUUUGGGGGAACUUGGUGAGAUGACAAGCGACGAAGCGAUCAAGAUGUAUGAAGACAACCAAGGAUCAAUCGCUCUCGCCAAGAACCCGGAGUUCCAUAAGAGAACAAAACACAUCGACAUACGCUACCAUUUUGUGCGUGAGAAGGUGGAAUCAGGUGAAGUCGUUUUGGAGUAUUGCCCGACUCAAGAUAUGCUGGCAGACAUGAUGACCAAGCCGAUCGCCACUGUACAAUUUGAAAACAUUCGCGAUCGACUUGGGAUCCAAGGUGCCGCAGCUAACGAGUCGAGAGGGAGUGUUGAAAAGACAGCGGCUGUGAAGAAGACACCUCGUCAAGCUGCGUCAAGUGUUGAAGCAAGUGGAAGACCAAGCCUCGCUAUACCGGUGGGUACCGGUAUGUACCAGUAA